UCUACUCUAAAUUUUAUUACAAUCUCUCCUCCGUUUUCUCUAUUUUGAACCAAACCUAUUUCUACUCUCUUCCCUCUCCUCCUUCGGUUGAACUCCAUUUGCUUGAUACAAUUUUCUUAAACCCGUGCAACAUUAAACAAGGUAUAAGUGUUACUUAUUAUUAGCACAAUAUUGAGUAGAAGGAACAAAAAUGGUGUUCGGUCAAGUUGUAAUUGGUCCUCCUGGCUCUGGAAAAACAACUUACUGUAAUGGCAUGUCUCAAUUCCUUAAUCUAAUUGGAAGGAAGGUUGCUGUUAUUAAUUUGGAUCCAGCUAAUGAUUCAUUACCCUAUGAAUGUGCUGUGAACAUCGAGGAUCUUGUGAAACUUAGUGAUGUCAUGGUAGAACAUUCUCUUGGUCCUAAUGGGGGUCUUAUAUACUGUAUGGAUUAUCUAGAGAAAAAUAUUGACUGGUUGCAAGCAAAAUUGGAACCUCUUCUGAAAGAUCAUUAUUUACUCUUUGAUUUUCCUGGCCAAGUGGAACUUUUUUUUCUUCAUUCAAAUGCCAAGAAUGUCAUCAUGAAACUCAUAAAGAAAUUAAACUUACGGUUAACGGUGGUGCAUUUGGUUGAUGCUCAUCUUUGCAGUGACCCUGGGAAGUACAUCAGUGCAUUGCUUCUAUCCUUAUCCACAUUGCUACAUCUAGAACUCCCCCACAUAAAUGUCUUGUCAAAAAUUGAUUUAAUUGAGAGCUAUGGAAAGCUAGCCUUCAAUCUUGAUUUUUAUACAGACGUGCAAGACUUGUCAUAUUUGCAGCACCAUCUUGAUAGUGAUAUUCGCGCUGCUAAGUACAGAAAGCUCACAAAGGAAUUGUGUGAAGUCAUUGAAAACUUCAGUCUUGUGAAUUUUACCACCUUAGAUAUUCAGGUACACCAGUUAGUGAAGCUGAUAGACAAAAGCAAUGGGUACAUAUUUGCUGGCAUAGAUGCAAGUGCAGUUGAGUUUAGCAAGAUUGCAAUGGGCGCUCUUGAUUGGGAUUAUUAUAGAGUUGCAGCAGUGCAAGAAAAGUACAUGAAGGAUGACGAAAAUGUUGAUGAUGAUUGAUGCGGAAAUGCUGAUCAUUCUCUUGAACAUUACUAAUAGCCCGUAAUUUCCAUUGCAGACACGAAUUAUUGUGACAACUGUAUUUCUUAUGCUUAUGGCACUAAAGAUUUUGAGAACUUUGUAGAAGAAGCAAGACUGUCAGUUAGUUUCAUGAUAUUAUGAUUACCAAAUUCCGGGCUUGUACAACUGUAAGCCGAUUAGGCUUGAUUAGCUUUGUAUAGAAUGCUACCUCCUUUUAGUAUUGAAGGAUAAUGUUGUUAUUUGUAGUCAGUUCAUAUAAAUUUUUACAUAUAGCAAAAGUAGUUGUUAAA
Molecule: messenger RNA, 1392 nt
Organism: Cicer arietinum (chickpea)
Lineage: Eukaryota; Viridiplantae; Streptophyta; Magnoliopsida; Fabales; Fabaceae
Product: GPN-loop GTPase QQT1
Cellular component (GO): cytoplasm
Molecular function (GO): GTPase activity
Source: RefSeq, a predicted model, not a curated record